Messenger RNA from Phytophthora infestans T30-4, 1580 nucleotides. RefSeq lists its product as uncharacterized. The transcript is spliced from 2 exons. The coding region runs from base 30 to 1580 and encodes 516 amino acids. NCBI's taxonomy places the organism in Eukaryota, Oomycota, Peronosporomycetes, Peronosporales, Peronosporaceae. The record is from RefSeq and is a predicted model, not a curated record.
GUUUUUCCGACAAUAAACCGACGGAGAACAUGAAGGAUGAGAGCUCGGAUAAUGGCGAGUGCGCAGGCCGUGAGGCACCAGUACCGCUCUCUGCACGCACACACGGACGUCAACUAGCAUGUUUCCGUCCGAAACGCCGCUUUAGGCUUGCGACGGCUUCUUUUAAGACCGAGGACGUCGAACUGGCUUGUCGCUGUGAACACCAAGUUUUACAAUGUCUUGUGGACGUGCAGCAACAUACAGCGAGCGAGCUUAACACUGCUGAGGAUCUACACAGAUGCCAUCUACGCAAGUGGAGCGAGCGCUUUGCUGUCCGUGACUGGGCUCAAGAGCGUUUGUGUCAAAAGUGGAAGGGAAACCAAAAGCGCUUCACUGAGCACCAAGAAAGUACGCAGAAAGAUGACACAAAGCCCGCCAAGACGGUUAAAAUGGCGUUGUCUUCCUUUGCCUCAGCGGCAGAGCAGAUGCUGCACUCGCGUCAGUUCGACGGCUUGUUGAGGGCGGGUGUGCCUCCGCAUCUCCGUGGACAGGUCUGGUGGAUGUGCAGUGGCGCUGCGGAGCUUCGACGUGGAGCCAAGGAGUCGUAUCCUGCGCUACUACAUCGACUUCAUACACUGAGCAAGUGUGCGGAGAUGGACAUCGAGAAGGACCUGCCGAGGACGUUUCCUUUGGCACUCCGAACCUCGAUGCGCCAAUCACAAGAACUGUCAGGAGAUGGCGACAGCUUCGGUGAACUGCGUCGUGUCCUGCAGGCGUAUUCACUACGAAACCCAGCGGUGGGAUACUGUCAAAGUAUGAAUUUCCUGGCUGCAGUAUUGCUACAGAACAUGGGAGAGGCGGAGGCUUUCUGGGUACUCGCAGCAAUUGUCGAGGAGCUCACCCCACAGUACCAUACUCGGACGAUGACUGGCAGUCGUGCAGACCAGCGAGUCUUCUCGGAUCUGGUGACGCAGAAGCUGCCAGUUGUGGCGAGUCACUUGCAAACUCUGGGCGUGGACUUUGAGCCUUUCACUCUGAAAUGGUUUCUCUGUCUUUUUUUGAACACUCUGCCAUUUGAGCCUGUCAUGCGGAUUUGGGACGUCUUCUUCUGUGAAGGUAGCCAUGUCCUACUGCGAGUGGGGCUAGUGCUACUUAAGCUCAACCAACCUCGCAUCAUGGCGUGUGACGACGCGCUGGACGUGUAUGAGAUGUUCAAAGUCUCCCACGAGACUCUGCAGGAACUGACGGCCCCGUACCGCUCGGGGCUACUGAACCGCGACGAGUGCGUCUGUGACACGUUGAUUCGCCUGGCGAUGGACAAGUCCUUCCUGGGGACGAUCCCCUUUGACUCGCUGCACGAGUUACGUCAAUACUACUGCGGCGAGAUUGAAGCGGAACUGGAGGAAGGCGGAAGCACGACUGAAGAGCGAGCGCUGAUGAAAGAGUACGACUUUGUGGAUGACUACGCUUGCAGCUCGGGGUCCGAGGCCUCUCCUGCGCGUCACAUCCGCUUCAUGGAUCUGUACGACAGCGACGACGCGAGUGCUGACUACUUUGUCGACGUCAUGUACGAUUUCUCUCUGCAACACCACUGCUGCUAG